Molecule: messenger RNA, 219 nt
Organism: Rattus rattus (black rat)
Lineage: Eukaryota; Metazoa; Chordata; Mammalia; Rodentia; Muridae
Product: small proline-rich protein 2I-like
Exons: 1
Coding region: 1-219 (72 amino acids)
Cellular component (GO): cornified envelope
Source: RefSeq, a predicted model, not a curated record
AUGUCUUACCAACAGCAGCAGUGCAAGCAGCCUUGCCAGCCUCCUCCUGUGUGCCCACCUCCAAAGUGCCCUGAGCCAUGUCCUCCUCCAAAGUGCCCAGAGCCUUGUCCUCCUCCAAAGUGUCCAGAACCUUGUCCCCCUUCCUCAUACCAGCAGAAAUGCCCUCCUGUGCAACCUCCUCCAUCCUGCCAGCAGAAGUGUCCACCGAAGAGCAAGUGA